GUGAGGCUGGGCCCACCCUCCAAGUCAUCCGCUUCCCUCUGCAAGGUUCCACAGCCUUUCAAAAACAAUUCCACCAGCCAGGGGUCAAGUGUCCAGCUCAGAGCCUGUGAGACCACAGGUAAGAUUCCAUUUAUUGAGACUUCCAGGAGGAUGGCUGGGUAAGGAGAGAACCCUCAGGACCUGGCACCUGCUACUUAUGGGAAUCUAUCCUGGUGAGGCCCUACUGGUCCCCCCUGGAGACGUCACCACCCAUCCACAGAACCUGCUCACCACGGAGCAAAGGGAUGAGAAGAAAGGAGGCCAGACCAUGUCGUGGAAGAGGCAGGACCAGUCCACUGCAUUCAGAGAGUGCUGUCUCCGACCACAUUAACGUUGACAACACACUGGCAAUGAAUGAUUAGGCUACGAGACCCUGUGAUGAAGGCCCCACGGAGUGAGUCACAGGAACCAGGGGCUGCAUGGCUCAACAACCUGGACAAGAGCCAAGGAGCCAAAGGCUGCUGAAGUCACAGUCUCCAUUCCUCUACUGACGCCAGCGACCACCCAGCCCAGCCGAGCCAUAUGGCCUCCUGCUUGCCUGAUGUAUGAGGCUUCCCGCGGGCACCUAAGGACCAGAUCCAUCCCUGGAGACCUAGGCACUGCCCAGCGCGGCUAGCAGGGCCCUUGGCCAUGGCCAGCACAGCGGUCCAGCUCCUAGGCUUCCUGCUUAGCUUCCUGGGCAUGGUGGGAACGCUCAUCACCACCAUCCUGCCGCACUGGCGGAGGACGGCCCAUGUGGGCACCAACAUCCUGACGGCUGUGUCCUACCUGAAGGGACUAUGGAUGGAGUGCGUGUGGCACAGCACAGGCAUCUACCAGUGUCAGAUCUACCGCUCGCUUCUGGCGCUGCCCCGGGACCUGCAGGCGGCCCGGGCGCUCAUGGUCAUCUCCUGCCUGCUGUCAGGCAUGGCCUGCGCCUGCGCAGUAGUGGGCAUGAAGUGCACUCGCUGUGCCAAGGGCACACCCGCCAAGACCACCUUCGCAGUGCUGGGAGGUGCGCUCUUCCUGCUGGCCGGCCUGCUGUGCAUGGUGGCCGUGUCCUGGACCACGAACGAUGUGGUGCAGAAUUUUUACAACCCGCUGCUGCCCAGUGGCAUGAAGUUUGAGAUCGGCCAGGCCCUGUACCUGGGCUUCAUCUCCUCGUCCCUGUCUCUCAUUGGGGGCACCCUGCUCUGCUUGUCCUGCCAGGACGAGGCUCCCUACAGACCCUACCAGCCCCAGUCCAGGGCUGCGGCCACCACCACUGCCACUGCCCCUGCCUACCGCCCACCAGCAGCCUACAAGGACAACCGUGCCCCCUCUGUGACCUCAGCCACGCACAGUGGGUACAGGCUGAAUGACUACGUGUGAGUUCUUUCCCUGAGCUUCUGCCAGGGAUGCUGGGCCCCAAAAGACCAAUGAUGGAUGCAGGAAGGAUGCAGAGACCUUUGUAAACGUGGGGGAAGUGAGCCUGGAACACAGGGAAUGAGGGUGCUCUUCAAAGCAAAGACUUCUAAAAAGUGCUGGCCUUGUAUUUAUUAUGUGUAUUUAUGUGGGUGGCUUAAUAAGAGCUCAAUAAAGAGUGUCUU
Molecule: messenger RNA, 1607 nt
Organism: Mastomys coucha (southern multimammate mouse)
Lineage: Eukaryota; Metazoa; Chordata; Mammalia; Rodentia; Muridae
Gene: Cldn14
Product: claudin 14
Exons: 3
Coding region: 670-1389 (239 amino acids)
Biological process (GO): cell adhesion; bicellular tight junction assembly
Cellular component (GO): plasma membrane; bicellular tight junction
Molecular function (GO): structural molecule activity
Source: RefSeq, a predicted model, not a curated record